Messenger RNA from Sturnus vulgaris (Common starling), 2785 nucleotides. NCBI's taxonomy places the organism in Eukaryota, Metazoa, Chordata, Aves, Passeriformes, Sturnidae. The record is from RefSeq and is a predicted model, not a curated record.
GUGCAUGGUCACCUGCACAGCAAAGUUCUUCCUUGUGUUCAGGUGGAAGUUCUGCACAUCAGUUUCAGCCCAUUGCCUCUUGUGUUACUGAAUAUGUCUGAUUAUUAUGUUUUAAUUUCAGUCAUUUUAAAGUAAGCUGGUACAAUCAUCUUGUUUGCACUUUGUCUUUCAAUGUAUGAACUACAAGUGCAAGUAGAAGUUUCAGGGCAAGUAUCUGAAGAGACAAAUGCUCAAACUGUAAUUAAUCAAAGGCAGUGUAAAGACACCUUCCAAGGAGUGCAAGAGGGUAAAUUUUUAGAAGAGCUGGACUAACAGUGCUUGGGAUGACUGAUACACCGUUGCUGUAGUCUCUUUACAGUAAACUCAAAUUGGUGUUAAUUAAUGUAAUAUAUAUUAAAUAUCUAACACCGUAAGAACAUCAAUAUCAGUACUUUAGUGUCACUGUACAUUAUAAGAAUAUUAAGAAUAAUGGGUACCUAUCUGACUUCCAGAUCUCAAAAAAAAAAAAAAUCCGGAUUUCAACAAUUCAAUUGCUACUAUUUAUGAUGCUGUGUAGAAAAAGUUAAGUUUCAUUAAAAAUGUCAGCAGAAAUCUUGGUUAAAACACUCUUUUCUUGAAAUUCAUAUUCAAGUGCUCUUCAAUAUUUCUCUGAAGUAAUUGGCAACGUGACACAUUUUCCCCACUCUUGCUGUUAAAUUGCAACUCAUUUUCUUAUUUAUAAAUCUGUUAAAACUCAAGAUAAAGAAGUCAACUGUAUGUCCAGAGCAGAUCAACAGAAUGAACAAAAAUCAGGUAUUGAUCAGAAGUCUGGAGCCAGCUCAUCCAGUCAAAGGACAGAAGAAAAGAGAGGCUCUGUAAGAAUGACAAAAAAGAUUCUGCUAGACAUCUGUAAACAGCAGAAAUUAUACUGGACCCCGUACUUAAAUGAUACACUGUACUUGCAUUAUAAAGGAUUUGACCGACUGGAGAACCUUGAAGAAUACACUGGACUGAAGUGUUUGUGGCUGCAAUGCAAUGGCUUAAGAAAAAUUGAGAAUUUGGAGGCUCAGACAGAAUUGCGUUGCCUCUACUUGCAACUCAAUUUAAUUGAGAAAAUUGAAAACCUUGAGCCCUUACAAAAGCUGGAUUCCCUCAAUAUCAGUAACAACUACAUUAGGACCAUUGAGAAUCUCUCUUGUCUGAAAGUCCUGCAGACUCUGCAGAUCGCUCACAAUAAGUUACGAACAGUGGAAGACAUCCAGCACUUGCAGGAAUGCCCAAGUAUUUCUGUCCUUGAUCUCUCCCACAACAAUCUAAGUGAUCCGAGUAUUGUAGCUAUUCUGGAGACCAUGCCCAAUCUGCAUGUGCUGAAUUUGAUGGGAAAUGAGGUGAUAAAGAAAAUUGCCAAUUAUAGAAAAACACUCACUGUUCGACUAAAACAGCUGACAUACCUGGAUGACAGACCAGUUUUCCCAAAGGAUAGAGCCUGUGCAGAAGCCUGGGCUGUUGGAGGGCUUGAAGCUGAGAAAGCAGAAAGGGAAAAAUGGGAAACCAGAGAGAGAAAAAAAAUCCAAGAUAGCAUUGAUGCGUUAGCAGCAAUUAGGCAAAGAGCAGAGGAAAAGAGGAGACAAAAAUGCAUGGAAGGAGUUGCAACAGAUACCCAAGAAGGAACACCUGCAAAUUCAAAAGAUGGUGAUGGAAAUUAUAAUACAUCAGAAACUUCAAAUAGAUCAGAAGAAGAAAAUCAAGAAAAGACUGAGAAGUUUAAAAAUGAGAGUUUUGAUGUUUGUAAUGAAGUGAUAACACUUUUACCAAAUAGAGGAGAUAGCAGAGAUUUCACAUCUGGAAAUAUUCCUGAUGAUGUUCAAGAGGAUGCACAGGAACCAGACUCUUACAAAUGUGCACAUUUCAACAAGGAGACAGAUGAUCUACCAGAACAGGAGGCAGCUACUGACAAGGCCGUGCUUCCUGAGGGGGAGGAAUAUGCUGAAAUUGAACAGUUCAAACUGGAGACACUGGAGACACUUUCUCUUGAAGAACUGCCUGAUUUAGAAGAUGUACUUGUAAGUGAGUUUCCCCUAGAAGAGGAAAUCUUUCUUCAAAAGGACUAUCACCCAAAGAUUGAAUUAAUUUCUGAAGUGACAAAUGACAGCAAUUCUGCAUUAGAGGAAAAGAAUAAAAGCAUCCUUGAGAGUUCAGUAGAAGAAGUUCCAAUGGCAAUUUUUUCAAAUGUGUGUCAGAACCAUAAAGAGCAUGAAAAGGAGCGCUUAAGACCCCUUCUCAAAAGCUUUUUUACAGAGCCUGAUAAUUCAGAAAAAUACCUGGAGAUCAAAGAUAAAGAGGUAGCUCAUUUGAAGCCCUUGAUACAAGAGAUAAUCACUGAACCCAAGGAUCAUCUGCUGUUGUCACCAGUCUGCCAUCAACCAGAUGACCCAGGCUCGUGGGAAGAGGAUGGGAAUGGCAGUGAUGGAGAAGCACGGGGCCUGGCUGAGGGGGAAGGAUGUCUUCAUAAAGCACAAGGUGACAAGGAUGGUGAGAAUGAAUUGGAUUAAUCACUUUGAAAAAAGACCAGAUCUGGAGCACAGUGUCUGUCCUGCAACGGGACCAUUUGUUAAAAUUGACAUAACACUGUGACACCAAAACUCACUGGCUUGGCUCCAAGCUCCUCAGGGCAGCUGCCUGUUCACUACUUUGAAAACUACUGUUUGGAGGUUAAAUUCCAGUCUUGUGUUAUUUGUGCCUUUGCAUCCUUCUCGAAAUGCCUUAGUUACAUGUUUAUAUUUCAUUACAUGUUUAUGUUUCAUUG